AUGGACUCCUUGCUGCGCACCCUUCAAAUCAUGGGCCUCGCCGCCCUGUUCAUGCCAUUGUGGACACACUCCGGACAAACCCCCAAUGGCGUUGUGCGGCGCGACACGUUGAGGCAGAGCCUGUGUUCGACUGUCAACACAGCAACGAUGGCUUCCAACUACAGUCAAUGGCAGAGCCUCGGCCUCUGCUCGGACUACUGCAUUCAGAAAGACACGGCCUUUGCCAUAGUGCAGUACCAGUUAUGCUGGUGCUCCGAUGUCCAGCCGGCUGCGGCCAGUGUCGAGAGUCUCGACAAUUGCAGUCAAGAUUGCCCAGGCUAUGACGAAGAGAGCUGCGGAAGGCAGCCGAGCAACUACGGCUACUUCUCCCUCCUGAAGCCUCCCACGUCAACUCAGGGUUCCAACUCCGAAACCUCGACCCGGGAUGCGACUCCGACCACAGCUAACCUAGUCGCUAACCGUACACAGACGCGGACCCCUACGCCCUCCGCCGCCCAAACAGUGACCGCAGACGGUACUGUUCGGACCGUCUUUGUCACUCCGAGUACAUCUCCUGACACUUCCGGGUCGAAUACGGAAACUACGCACAACUCUGCCGAAAUGGGAUCAUCAUCGGGAUCGUCUGGCCCCAGCACAGGUACCGUGGUCGGUAUUGUUGUCGGCGUUAUUGCCGGCGUUGUCGCCAUCGCCGCCCUCGUUCUGUGGCUCUUCUUUCGCCGACGCAAGCAGCGUGCUCAGGCAGAAGACGACGAGCCAAGCCAGCGUGGCAGCUCCGCGGGCAUGAUGGGCACUCCUCGGAAUCCCGAAAUGACUGUGACCAUGGACGGCCGAGCAUGGGAACCCGAAACAACCAGCGAGCAGCGCCGCAGCAGGCUCAUGGCGAUGGAUCCGCGUAUGAACCCGCUUCAACGACCCAUUUACGCACGUAACAAGAGUCAUGAGAGCGUCAACACGAUCCAUGAUGACCAGGAUUACUCGCGCAGAGUAGCCAAGCCGGUGCUCCGUGCGACGAAUCCGGAUCCAGAUGAUUGAGCGAAAAUCAACAGGAUGAGAUGACGAGGUCAUCGCUAAUGACGUACACGAAUAUGGUCCCGGUACAAAGGUUCGGUCUUUGCAUUACAUUUCGAGAUACCAGGACGGCGUUCACUUUUCCUUGUGAGGAGAAGACAAGAAACGCCAGCAGCAGAAUCGCAUCAACAUUAGCCAUGCAGGGUGUAAGCAACACGCCAAAAGGCAAGUGGUGGAAUUCGAACGCCGCGAGUUGUGGAAAUGACCCAUGGCAAUCCAGCAUGCAGCUCGGUCGUCCGCUUCCCUCAUACCCAACAUGAGGACCUGCGCCGGCCACUGUCGUAAUAUUUCUUCUUCAUGUAUUUCUCUUGCCCUCGGCGCAGCCUAUAGCUGGCUGAAGAAAACGCCACCGCAGCGGAUAUAGGGGGAACAUCAUUGAUUCUUGGACAUCGGGAGUUGUCAGCUCCGAGUCGCUAAGGGCGUGGCGUCGUAGAUGCGAUGCCAGGCGGGAUUUAGAGGGUGCCUGUAAGCAGGCUAAAGGCGUACAUACACGACAGGGCGCAGUCGAGACGAUCGCGACGAUGGUGCUUGAAUCAGCUCGAUCAAACAUGGGCGAGGUUGGGUAGCAAGACACAAUACAGCGUUUGCAUAUCC
Verticillium dahliae VdLs.17 is the source of this 1662-nucleotide messenger RNA. RefSeq lists its product as uncharacterized. The record is from RefSeq and is a predicted model, not a curated record. The transcript is spliced from 3 exons. The coding region runs from base 1 to 1032 and encodes 343 amino acids. Lineage: Eukaryota; Fungi; Ascomycota; Sordariomycetes; Glomerellales; Plectosphaerellaceae.